Molecule: messenger RNA, 2050 nt
Organism: Paramormyrops kingsleyae
Lineage: Eukaryota; Metazoa; Chordata; Actinopteri; Osteoglossiformes; Mormyridae
Biological process (GO): morphogenesis of a branching structure; regulation of cell shape; regulation of cell projection organization
Cellular component (GO): paranode region of axon; neuronal cell body; internode region of axon
Molecular function (GO): actin filament binding
Source: RefSeq, a predicted model, not a curated record
AGGGAGGAUUAAGGAAUCGGGACAAUCACUUCAUUUGUUGAAGCCUGUGAACAAAGGCCUGCUUAUCAUCCCUACACACAACGGUCCGUUCAUCAUUUGGCCCAGCUCGCUUGUAGAAUCACACUGCGGAGCUGCGUAAACGGACGACAGCCUCUACGUAUCUAUUAAAUACGAGAUGCUACCUUUGCUCAUCACCCACUGGGACCGUUAGGAUAAUAACAGGCUUUUUCCAUCGGAAACACUGGCUGCUUUGCAAUUGUUGCAACAAACGGUAAGCGGAACAGAAGUGAAUAUCAGAAGGGCCUGCUAGUAAUUUGUAACAAUUGGAAUAAGAAGACAAAAGUCAGGAUUUAGGGAUAUACGAUAUUAUAAUGGCUUACAGCUCAGCAUCAGAGAAGUUGGAUCUGGAAGUGAGGAGAGUAUCGUCUGGAGUGGCGGGUGUCAGUGGUGGCAUCGGCGAUACCUCGUUACUGGUACAGACGAUGCAAUUGGCCACUGAAGAUGAUGACAGUGUUUUUUACAGCGAGAAAGAUUUUGUUCCAAUCAGGGCUUGUCAUGGUCCCGCUCUGACUUCGGCCGAUCUAGUGGGGGUCGGCGGAGACCCCAACCAUGUGCGCUUCACCAUAACCUCGGAGCCGUGGGAGACCCGGGCCGAGCCUGUGAUGAAGCUGCUCGCGGCGGGAACCUCGGCUCCCCCUGCCCCAGGAGAUCACAGAGAUCUCAUGCUGGAGAAAAACAAGAUCCAUCCCGCCGACAACUUCCCAACGGACUACGAGGAUCUGAUUCCAGUGCACUCCAGAACCAAAGGGUCAGAAAAAAUAUUAACCAAUAGCCCUGCUGAAGUACCGAGAGGGAUGAAAACCCAGAAGGAGGUGGAGGUCCAAACCCUGAAGGACUUUGAUCCGUGGAGGGAAACUGCUCUCUCACUGGGGCUGAAACUGGAGGGCUUUGCCGCCCAGUCUGCACCCACCCCGUCUGCACCCACCCCUUCUCCCGAGAAGGAGCCGAAACAAGAGAACGGAGAAGAGAGGAUUCCCCUCGGACAACUGAACGAAAAGGAGAUCCUGAAUCAAGAGCAGGACGUGAAAGAAGGGGAUGAAGAGGAGGAAAUUAGCGAAAGACAUCAGAGCAGCUCUGAGCUUGGCGAAGAAUCGCCCUCUGCUGGUGGCAGGAAGAAGUCCGCCGACCACGACUUAAUGUCCAAAUACAACACAGUCUCCUAUCGAAAGAUCCGCAAGGGAAACACCAGGCAGAAAAUCAAUGAAUUUGAGUCCAUGAUGAACUAAAACUAAAGACGAAAAGGUGGGGGCCGGACAAUGAAAAGGCACAGACCGGAAUAAACAUAAUAAUGUUUAAAACAUCAUGUUCCAUUUCCAUUAAUAGGAUUAAUAUUUGUGUUGUGUGCCAAGAUAAUGGACUCACUAUGUUUUUAUAGUUUACGAUCUAUUUAAUGUUUUUAGUUUCAAAACAGACCAUUCCAUUUUCUUGGAAAUAUUACGCAUUAAUUGCUCUCAGAAAUACGUAAUUGAUGGAGCGUUACUAAUUACAGGCUGUAAUUUUCAAUACUGGUCUCUCACUAAACUAAAGGUUGGAAUCCAUUGUGUUCAACCCUGAUUUUAAUGAGUAUGUUCAAUUUGGGAAUUUGCCUAAUUCCUUUGUAAAUGUAGGUAGCUUUGGUAAAAUAAAAAACUGUAACUCAAAGGGAAUGUAUCAAGAUAAGAGGCUUAGUAGCUGUUAAUCCUACUAGUACAUAUGAACAACAAUGCUAACUGCAUCAUUUGAAAUGCUUAUGUUUCUUAUGGUUUUUAUCAUUUUUGUAAUGAUUUCUUAUCAUGGUAUCAUUUUUAUGCUGGCAGUUACAUUAAGAAAUACUUUAAACCGAUGUUUGUCCCUUUUGGUGAUGAGUAUUAAUACUUUUAAACAACAUAACAGCUCAUGCAGAAAGGUCAACUGGAAAAUUUUCCUUUUGGAUACGAGUAUGUAUUCUCACCGGUCAUAUGCUUCUGUUGUAGCAGAUACUACUGCAAAUAAAGGCUCUUUCCUUUCAGGA